Saccharomyces cerevisiae S288C is the source of this 846-nucleotide messenger RNA. RefSeq names its product Srl4p (gene SRL4). The coding region runs from base 1 to 846 and encodes 281 amino acids. The transcript has a single exon. Lineage: Eukaryota; Fungi; Ascomycota; Saccharomycetes; Saccharomycetales; Saccharomycetaceae. The record is from RefSeq and is marked reviewed.
AUGAAGAAAACAAUUUACAAAGUCCUCGUAAGUUUUUAUCAAUAUGUCGGUUUAGGUAAAAAGUUCCAUCCUAGCCACGAUACAGUAUUAAUUAUUGGCGGUUCUUCAAAUGAGUUAGGCAUCGAGCUCUGCGAGACAUUUAUAGAAGAUUAUCAUACAAAGGUUAUAAAUAUUGACACUAUAGACAGUAUUAAUGGAAAAAACGCAAGGAGAAGUGAAAAACUGUAUACUUUUAUUUCUUGCAAAGAUUUCAGUGACAUAAAAUGUCUUGAGGAAUCCAUGCUUUACCUUCAAAAUUUAGAAAUAAUUCCUACAGUGCUCAUUAACAACAUGCAGGAGGGAAUCGAAUCGACUCUUCUCAAAGAAGACAAAUUUUUGAGACUUGAUGAAGAGUCUUUAAAUGAAUUCGAGAAAAUCGUGAGGUAUAAUUUACAAAGUGUAAUAUUGAUAACUAAGUUCUGCUUGAGUAACAUUUUUCCAAAGGUUCAAGCUGAAGCUCAAGAAAAAGCAAAGGGGUUCUAUAUUGUCAACAUAUCAUCGGUAUUGACGUUAAAACCGUGCAAAUCAGGAACACAUUUUAUUACAUCGAAAUGUGGUAUAAACUCUUUCCACGAUGGAAUAACCUCAGAGCUUAAAUUGAAAGAUAGUAAUUUGAAUGUAAAAACGCUGAUUGCAUAUUUACCCAGUUUUGAAAGUGAAGCACAUUGGAAGAGACUUUCCCCGAGUAUCUCGAAACAUCUCGUCCACUGUCUACUUGAGGGAAGAUAUGGUGAUACAAUUCUCGAAAGCAAAAGAUCAAUUGGUGAUAUUCUUUUGAUAACUGGUUUCAAAAGCUCUUUUACUUAA